This is a messenger RNA of Tilletiopsis washingtonensis, 1014 nucleotides long. Its product is annotated as glyceraldehyde 3-phosphate dehydrogenase. The coding region runs from base 1 to 1014 and encodes 337 amino acids. Lineage: Eukaryota; Fungi; Basidiomycota; Exobasidiomycetes; Entylomatales. The transcript is spliced from 6 exons. The record is from RefSeq and is a predicted model, not a curated record. Gene Ontology annotation, molecular function: oxidoreductase activity, acting on the aldehyde or oxo group of donors, NAD or NADP as acceptor; NADP binding; NAD binding. Gene Ontology annotation, biological process: glucose metabolic process.
AUGGCUCCCGUCCAGGUUGGCAUCAACGGCUUCGGCCGCAUUGGCCGCAUCGUCUUCCGUGCCUCGAUCCAGCACGGCAAGGCCGACGUCGUCGCCAUCAACGACCCCUUCAUCGACCUCGAGUACAUGGUCUACAUGCUCAAGUACGACUCCACGCACGGCCCGUUCCAGGGUGAGGUCUCGCACAAGGACGGCAAGCUCGUCGUCAACGGCAAGAGCAUCGCCGUCUUCGCCGAGCGCGACCCGAGCAACAUCCCGUGGGGCAAGGCCGGCGCGCACUACGUCGUCGAGAGCACCGGCGUCUUCACCACCACGGAGAAGGCCAGCGCCCACAUCAAGGGCGGCGCCAAGAAGGUCGUCAUCUCGGCGCCCUCGGCCGACGCGCCCAUGUACGUGUGCGGCGUGAACCUCGAGAGCUACGACCCCAAGGUCGAGGUCUUCUCCAACGCCUCGUGCACCACCAACUGCCUGGCCCCGCUCGCCAAGGUCAUCCACGACAAGUUCGGCAUCAUCGAGGCCCUCAUGACCACGGUGCACGCCACCACGGCCACGCAGAAGACCGUCGACGGCCCGUCCGGCAAGGACUGGCGCGGCGGCCGCAGCGCCUCGACGAACAUCAUCCCCUCGUCGACGGGUGCCGCCAAGGCUGUGGGCAAGGUCAUCCCGUCGCUCGACGGCAAGCUGACCGGCAUGGCCUUCCGCGUCGCCACGACCAACGUCUCGGUCGUUGACCUGACCGCCCGCCUCGAGAAGGGCGCCAGCUACGACGAGAUCAAGGCCGAGAUCAAGCGCGCCUCGGAGAACGAGCUCAAGGGCAUCCUCGGCUACACGGAGGACCAGGUUGUGUCGACCGACUUCAACGGCUCGACGUACUCGAGCGUCUUCGACGCCCAGGCCGGCAUUGCGCUGAGCCCCACGUUCGUCAAGCUUGUCUCGUGGUACGACAACGAGACCGGCUACUCGAACCGCGUGCUCGACCUGCUCGCCUACGCCGCCUCGAAGGACAGCGCGUAA